Messenger RNA from Colletes gigas, 3286 nucleotides. Its product is annotated as irregular chiasm C-roughest protein-like. NCBI's taxonomy places the organism in Eukaryota, Metazoa, Arthropoda, Insecta, Hymenoptera, Colletidae. The record is from RefSeq and is a predicted model, not a curated record. The coding region runs from base 654 to 3257 and encodes 867 amino acids. Gene Ontology annotation, biological process: cell-cell adhesion. The transcript has 13 exons. Gene Ontology annotation, molecular function: cell adhesion molecule binding. Gene Ontology annotation, cellular component: cell-cell junction.
UGGGUGAUCCGCGUUAGGCUCGCUCGCUCGCUCGUCGACAUACCCGCUCUGAAAACGAUCGAAUCUCGGUGGCACCGGAUCAGGCGAGAGCCAAUUUCCUCGCGAACGAACCAAAUAUCGCGCGUAUCGUACGAUCGUGGUUGCCCGAUCGUGUUCCCGUGACGCCGGAACACGCGCGAGUGCCGUGUAAGCCGUGUGCUACGAUACGCGAAUGCCGUGAUGCUGCACGCUGCCGGACGAAGAUCGUCGAGGCUGCUCGCCAUCCUCUCGAUCGCUUCCUCCUGACAGUUGUGAGCCUCGUGCGUCGUCCUCGCCGAUGAGAUAGUGGUGAUCUCGGGACGAUGUCGUCGCAGUGAUAGUGGAUACGGAGACCUGCCCUCGGGUACCGGCGGAUGGAACGCGGGAUUACCUCCUGGAGAAGUGGCACUCGACGUUCACGCGACCGUCGUUCGCGUCUAGCCAGAGAGUGAGUGAUAUAACGGAUAGUGGCGACUGAAUAUUACGCACGUGCGACGGGGUAAUCGGGCCAACGAAGACGGUGGCUUGUCGCGGGAUUAUAUCGCAGUGUCCUGGUGAACCUGGUGCCUGUUACCGCCCGAUCGUGGCUACCUGUGCAAUGUUGAUAUAGUGCGUUCGGUUGAUUGUAAGUGACGAUGCACGGAUUCCUUGUGGCGGACACCAUGGAUUUCUCUAUUUUCGACGCGGUCUCUACGCGGCGCUCGUCCGUCAGGGAUAACACGGAUCCUCCAGCGAGGAGCCAGUUCAACCUACGCGAAACGAUCAGCAGGAGAACGAGGAUCGCGUCGAGAUCGACGUCGUCCAUAAUCUGGCUCUCGUUGCUGCUGACACUGGGAACGAGGACGACGUCCGCCACGAACAUGACGAACGUGUCACCCUUGGCUUCCACGAUGACGCCGAUCACGACCACGGAAGGAGUUUAUCAGCGAUUCGCGAUCGAGCCGAUGGAUCAGACCGCGGUGAUCGGUAGCCGUGUGACGCUUCCUUGCCGCGUACUCGAUCAGAAGGGACCCAUUCAGUGGACGAAGGACGACUUCGGGCUGGGCGCCGUCAGGAAUCUCACUGGAUACGAGCGUUACGCCAUGAUCGGCAGCGACGAGGAAGGUGACUUCUCGUUGCACAUAUACCCGGUGGAACUGGAGGACGACGGCACGUACCAGUGCCAGGCCUCGCCCACGAACGACGGCCAGCCAGCGUUACGCUCGAGAUUCGCCAAGCUGAGCGUCCUUGUGCCGCCUCAGAAACCGAAGAUCCUUCAGGGCGACUUCUCCAUCACCACCGAGGACCGGGAACUGGUGAUCGAGUGCGUCAGCGUCGCUGGCAAACCGCCUGCGGAGAUCACGUGGAUCGACGGGCUGGGCAAGGUGCUGCACACGGGUAUCAAGACGAUAAAGGAGCUGUUCGACGGCGGGCCCCUGUACACCGUGAAAUCCGUCCUGAGGGUGAAGCCGCAGAAGAAACACGACAACACGACGUUCACGUGCCAAAGUCAGAACGCGGCCGACCGCACGCCGCAGAACGCCAAGCUGCGCGUCGAGGUUCGCUACGCGCCCAAAGUGUCUCUGAUAAUCCACUCGGGACAGGUCAAGAACGGACGCAUCGUCGAGGGUACGGAACUGCGGUUCAAAUGCCGCGCGGAGGCCAAUCCGCGCAACGUCGAGUACAGGUGGUUCAUCAAUGAGAAGAAGGUCAUCGGGGACUACACCACGGAGAUGAUCAUCCAUAACGCGACCCGCGAUCUUCACGACGCGAUCGUAAAGUGCGAGGUCCACAACGACGUCGGGAAGAGCGAGGAAACAGAGACCCUGGACAUAACGUACGGGCCGCAGUUUCGUCACCCGCCAGUCUCCGUGGAGACGCAAUACGGCGCGACGGAGAUCUUGCAGUGCGACGUCGACGGUAACCCGACGCCGGAAGUGCGCUGGUACCACGAGGACUCGGAGCGACAGGUUGCCACUACGGCGAACAUAAGCGUGGUGGUGAAUCACGAGACAGCCGGACGGUACUUCUGCAAAGGUCACGUGCCAGGAUUUCCAGAAUUGACCGGCUACGCGAACAUCUACAUCCGGGCGGCGCCCAGCAUCGUGUCGCAGAGGGUUCAAUACGUGCCCGACGAGGGGGUCGUCAAGGUGAAGUGUACCGCGAUAUCUGUGCCAAAAGCGGACUCGGUGGUAUGGAGCUUCGCCGGUCGCGAGCUCAAUUUCUCGUCGAACAAUACGCCUUUCUACGUGCAGGAGGAAUACACCGGCGAGAGGGUCGUCAGCACUGUCACGCUGCUCGAUCCCAUAUCCGCGUACUUCGGGGAUUACAACUGCACGGUCACGAAUAGCUUCGGCACGGAUUCCGUCAUAAUCAAGCUGACGGCACACACGUUGAUUCCAGUCGAUUGGCAACUGAUCCUCAUCAUCGGCGGAUUGGCCGUCUGUGUGAUCCUGAUCGGCGUGAUCAUUAUACUCAUUCUGCAGUGCCGUGACCGCAUCAAACAGCCGCGGCCGAGGACUGCCCAGACCCAGGAGACUGAUAUGCAAGAAACAGAUUCGAACGCGGAUCGAUAUCGAGAGAGUGACAGAAGCAGCAACCUCUCGGAUGUCAAAGCGGACAUACGAGCGGGAUCGAGUGUCAGCAACGCAGAAAGCGUGACAGCACUUGACAGCGAGGGCGAAGGAAGCACGAGAGGCGUCAACGCGCUGGCGCUCGCUGGUCCCGUACCGAAUCCUCUGGGUUAUCGUUACAGCGCCGACUACACGGAACCUUCGUUCCCGCCAAAAACAAACGACGGCAGUAACAAUAACGGUUACGUGCCGUACGUCGACUACACCCGCGACUACAUGCCGCCCACGACGCAAGGCGUGGGAGCGUCGCGGGAAUCCUUAAGCAGGAUACCGUCGGGCGGGAUACUCGCCUCGAAGAAGAUCGGUCUGAGUUCCGCGAAUUUGGGCACUCCGACCCCGCAAACGACACCGGCGAUCGAUCCUCGUUUCUCCGCGACGUACGGAAACCCCUACCUCAGAAUGUCAGCGGCGGAGCAGCUGAGACACGCGCCGCACGCGGCUGUGCCGGGAGUGACGCCAGCACCACCACCCUACACGCAAGCAAUGAGAAUGAAUAGCUUGAAUACCUUGAACGGCGCUGGACCGCAGGCUCCCCUGUCAGCGCAUUACAUCACAGGCGGCCCGAACGGCGGCGUCGCGACGGUGAAGCGCACGUCGGCGGUAGGGACGUUAGCGACGCACGUAUGAGGCCAGGGGGUCUAUCCGAACUAGAACCG